Molecule: messenger RNA, 819 nt
Organism: Fragaria vesca subsp. vesca
Lineage: Eukaryota; Viridiplantae; Streptophyta; Magnoliopsida; Rosales; Rosaceae
Product: inactive rhomboid protein 1-like
Exons: 4
Coding region: 1-606 (201 amino acids)
Biological process (GO): proteolysis
Cellular component (GO): membrane
Molecular function (GO): serine-type endopeptidase activity
Source: RefSeq, a predicted model, not a curated record
AUGUGGCUUCAUGGUGGAGUCAUUCAUUUGCUUUUCAACACUAUCAGCCUUGAUUUCGUUGGACUCCGACUCGAGCGCGACUUCGGAUAUCAUAGAUUCGGGCUUGUGUAUAUGCUUUCUGGGGUGGGAGGAAGUGUAGCGUCUUGCCUUCGUAUUGUUCAAGAAAACCUGCAAUCGACUGUGUCUGCUGGCGCAUCCGGGGCAAUUUUUGGACUGUGUGGAGCCUCCCUUUCGGAGUUGAUCACAAACUGGACACUCUAUGAUGAUAAGUUCGCGGCCAUCAUGUUACUCCUUCUCAAUGUUGGCGUGAACAUCGGCCUUGGAUUUCUACUGAAAAUGGACAAUUCAGCUCAUAUAGGAGGUUUCGUAGCUGGGUUCUUCCUCGGUUUUGUUUUCUUCAUCAAGCCUCAGUUUGGAUACAUAAGCAGCAAGUUUAUUCCAUCAUACCAUGAGGUCCAACCUACACGAAGGCACAACUUCUGUCAAUAUUUCCUAGCGGUUCUAGGUCUUGUAGGCUCAAUUGCUAUAUUCGCAGCUGGCUUCGGUCUGCUAUUUAACAUUAAGGAAAUUAAGGAGAAGUUGCCGGAUUCCGUCAAAAGUCAUUGAGCAAAUUUGCACAAAAUUAACAUUCUUGAAGGCUCAACUGCAUAUCCUGUUCUGACCACAAAGUUACAAAAUACUUGCUUUUAACCAAAACGUAUUUAUGGAACACUUGUAUAUUUUUGGGUAUGGAUAUAUAUCUUGAGAAUGAGCAGAUGUAAUACAUAUGACAGAGAUGAUUUGGGGAGUGAAGAUUGAAGAAAGAUGAGCAGUUUGUGG